This is a messenger RNA of Pocillopora damicornis (cauliflower coral), 915 nucleotides long. Its product is annotated as histone deacetylase complex subunit SAP30L-like. Gene Ontology annotation, molecular function: transcription coregulator activity; protein binding. Lineage: Eukaryota; Metazoa; Cnidaria; Anthozoa; Scleractinia; Pocilloporidae. The record is from RefSeq and is a predicted model, not a curated record. Gene Ontology annotation, cellular component: histone deacetylase complex. Gene Ontology annotation, biological process: regulation of DNA-templated transcription.
AUGACGUCACUCGCAUGUGUACAACAAACAGGAAAGGAGCGAUUUUCAAGAUCGGCGGUAGCUAAUGUGUGUCGGGGAUUGGCAGUAAUGAACGGCUAUCGAAGCGAACAGGAAGAACAAAGCUCUACUGUCGGGCAGAUUUGCUGCCUUGUCGAAGACAACGACCGCUGUAAGCGACCAGCCAGCAACGCAAGCUACUCCAAGCGAAUUCAGAAGACAGUUUCUCAGAGAAAACUGAAGUUGGCUUUGGACGUAAACGCAAGACACAUCUAUAUUUGCGAGCAUCACAAAAAUAUGAUUCAGAGCGUUCGCAGCAAGAGAAAACGUAAAGAUUCCGACGAUGAAGCGGACACAGCUGAGGUCGAUUUCUGUCAAUUGCAGGUGAACACUCUAAGAAGAUAUAAACGACAUUACAAGUUACAAACCCGACCAGGAUUGAACAAAUCACAGCUUGUUGAGACCAUCCAGAGACACUUCAAACAGAUUCCCUGCCCUGAAAAGGAGACAGUUACUUAUUUUAUCUACAUGAUCAAAACCCACAAGAGCAAGUUAGACCAAAAACCAGACAGUAACUGAAGACAGAUGAUCUCCCAUUUGCUGUAAUCUCUGUAUAGAAUUUCAUUUGAACUUGGAGUGGGAAAGAUGAUGUAAACAAAUAUGUUAAUGUGUAAAUACAUUAGAGUGGUCCUGGUGUUGUAGAUAUGUAUAGGUAAACGUUGAGGAGAUCAAUGCAGAUUGAUAUCGUGCUGAAUCAUAAUUCUAGCAUUCUCUUCAGGGGUUUCAUGAAGUUUUGAGCUGAAUGUCAAAAAUUGCAAAGUAGGAAGCUAAUUAAGGUUUAAUUGUUACCCUAGUGUUGUUGAUUUCAGAAAAAAAUUGGUGACAAAUUUUCUUAACAUGGGGAAUUUCACCUUUUUU